AUGAUGAUAAGUAACCAGACUUUCACAGUGACAGAGUUUCUCUUCUCUGGAUUCCCCCAGUUGGAAGAAGGUAGCCUCCUCUUCUUCAUUCCUCUGCUCACCAUCUACAUAUUCAUUGUUAUUGGGAAUCUCACUGUGGUUUUUGCAGUCAGGAUGGAUAUUCACCUCCACAAACCCAUGUACAAUUUCAUCAGCAUUUUCUCAUUUCUGGAGAUCUGGUACACCACUGCCACAAUUCCCAAAAUGCUCUCCAACCUCAUCAGUAAGCAGACGACCAUCUCCAUGUUUGGCUGCCUCUUGCAGAUGUACUUCUUCCAUUCACUGGGAAAUUUGGAGGGGAUUUUGCUGACCACCAUGGCCAUUGACAUGUAUGUUGCCAUCUGUAACCCUCUCAGAUACCCAACCAUCAUGACCCCCCAGCUGUGUGCUCAGCUGUCUGCAGGCUCCUGCGUCUUUGGCUUUCUUGUGUUGCUCCCAGAAAUUGCAUGGAUUUCCACACUGCCCUUCUGUGGACCUAUAAACCACCAGAUCUUCUGUGAUUUUGAGCCUGUGCUGCGCUUGGCCUGCACAGACACAUCCAUGAUUCUGAUUGAAGAUGUGAUCCAUGCUGCGGCCAUCAUC
Messenger RNA from Galeopterus variegatus (Sunda flying lemur), 621 nucleotides. RefSeq names its product olfactory receptor 6K3-like. The record is from RefSeq and is a predicted model, not a curated record. Gene Ontology annotation, molecular function: olfactory receptor activity. NCBI's taxonomy places the organism in Eukaryota, Metazoa, Chordata, Mammalia, Dermoptera, Cynocephalidae. Gene Ontology annotation, biological process: G protein-coupled receptor signaling pathway. Gene Ontology annotation, cellular component: membrane.